Plasmopara halstedii is the source of this 1602-nucleotide messenger RNA. RefSeq names its product carbohydrate-binding protein, putative. The record is from RefSeq and is a predicted model, not a curated record. Lineage: Eukaryota; Oomycota; Peronosporomycetes; Peronosporales; Peronosporaceae. The transcript has a single exon. The coding region runs from base 1 to 1602 and encodes 533 amino acids.
AUGAAGACCAUUGCUUUAAUUCUAGGAAUUUUGGCACGAAGUAAUGCUGAUGAGUACUUUACUGGUGACGGUACGACGUACACUUUAGGCGAAACCAGUGCAGGCAAUUGCAAUAUGAUGUCAGCACUCAACUUUGCCGGAACAGAUUAUGCGGCAUUAAACAAUGAGCAAUGGGAUGGGCUUCAGAAUUGCGGUCGGUGCGCCGAAGUGUCAUGUGCCGACGAUCGAUGUACCGAUCAGUCCAAGUCGAUAGUCGUUCAAAUUCUUGAUCGUUGUCCAGAAUGCAAGCACGGAGACCUCGAUUUAUCUCCGUCUGUGUUCACUGCUUUAACAGGUUCAACGCCAUCGCGUUACCAUAUUAAGUGGAAGUUUGUUGACUGUCCCGUGUCGGGUAAUGUCAACUAUUGUCUUAAAGGCGGUAGUAACAAUUACUGGAUGGGGAUACAACCAACAAACUGCGCUACUGGUGUCAAAAGCCUAACGAUCAACGGUCAGAGUACCACCAUGCUCGGGUCGGCUUAUUACUAUUUACUUGACGGUGCAAGUAAGACUCAGACUGAUCUAACCCAUCUGACGAUUUCCGUUACGGAUGUGAACGGAAACUCAAUUGAAGACACCGUGUCGCUUACCGCCGAUUCAUGCACGGAAGGCACGUAUCAAUUCCCUUCGGGUAUUGCACUAUCGCCAACAAUUGAGCAAUACACGCCUAGCUCAAAACCUACAUAUGAACCACCAACUCAGGCUCCUUGGACAUCACCACCGACCCUGGCUCCUUGGACAUCCCCACCGACAUUGGCUCCUACUGCCCCACCGGCCGAAGCUCCUACAGUACCGCCUUCACAACCACCGACGUACUAUACUCCACCAACAGAUACUCCAGCACCUUUCAUACAAGAACCGCUUCCCCCCACGGUGCGUCCUACUAUUCCUACACCUGACCCUGCUACUUCUACACCAUGUCCACAACCAGAAAUCUCACCCGUUGCUGUGCCUUUGUCUCCUGUUGAAACGCCGACUACGUACCCUCCUCCCACAACCAAUCCAACUACUACUGAUGUGCCUACCGCUCCUGCCGCGCCAAUCGUUUAUGAUUCAACGACUUUUGCUCCUGUGACAUUCGCUCCGGAAAAUUCAAUACCGAAGGAAUGGAACCCAGCCUUCAAAGUAAGUGGCUCAUUUCAGCUGGGGAAAAAGAGUGGAUUCGCUGCACCUCCUUCUACUUCAACGGAUGAUGCGUAUUUAUUCGACAACAAGCCGACCCAGUCAACUACUGACGUGUCUACUCCUACCGCGGAAGCUCCAUAUACCGGAAUGGAGCAGACUGAGCAAAUCGAGCAAAACGAUGACGAUCAAGGAGCACAGACAGUCUCGACUCAAACUAAAGCAUCGUCGGGUGGCACAGACCCGCUUAUCAUUAUGCUUUCAACACUUGGUGCUGUUGGUGUUGUUGCGCUCAUUGUCGUUGUGGUGAUGGUAAGAAGAAGAAAUAUUCGGGAGGAAAAGGCUCGAGACGUUGAGACUCAAUCUCUUUCAAGUGUUCAAUCCUUUGGCGUACAACAGACGCCAUCCGACAGAAGACAGGCUUUGGUAGGCAUUUUAUAG